CCUCCGAAACGCGAAGGUUGCAUGUAAUGUGGUGUUUUAAAACAUUGUGAAUAAAAAUUUGUUUAUUUUUGUGUGAUUUAUUGUGUUUAACAGUGUGUGUUGUGUGUGUUUGUGUGUGAACUCCAUGCAGGCACGUUUCUUAUUGGAUGCAUCUGAGUAAUGCAAUAGCGUAUGGGUGGCGCGCUGCUGGAAGCGGCGGCGCGCGGCGACGCGGGGCGCAUCGCAAGCCUCCUGCGAGCCGGGGCUCCCGUCGAUGAGACUGACGAGAAUGGAUGCAGUGCGUUGCAGAGAGCCGCUGCGGAUGGGCACGUGGAGGUCGUCAAGUUGCUGCUCGAGCAGGGAGCUGAUCCAAACAAACAGGAUAACCUGCACGGCAACACAGCAGCCCAUGAAGCAGCAUGGAAAGGCUACUCGCGUUGCGUGGCGCUCCUGUCGCGGUGCUGCGACCUGCGCGUGCGCAACGCGGCCGGCUUCGCGCCGUUACACCUCGCGACACAGAACGGACAUAAUCAGUCUGCUAGAGAAAUACUAUUGGCUGGCGCACCGCCUGAUUUACAGAACAAUUAUGGAGACACCUCACUCCACACGGCAGCGCGCUAUGGCCACGCCGGUGUCACGCGGAUCCUCAUUUCUGCCCAGUGCAGAGUCUCCGAACAAAAUAAGAACGGAGACACCGCUCUACACAUAGCAGCCGCUAUGGGAAGGAGGAAACUGACCAGGAUAUUACUCGAAGCUGGUUGCGAUAAGUCACUAAGAAACCACCAGAGUGAAACCGCCAGAGAUAUCGCCACUAGAAAAGGGUUGGAUGAAAUUAUCGCUAUACUCAACACACCAGUAGCGAAACAACCAAAAAAGAAAGAAAAGCAAAGAGAUAAAAGCAAAGAACGCGGGAUCGACGAACCGGAUGAUGGCAAGAAGAGAGAUAGAAGUAAAGAAAAGAAGAAGAAGAAUGUUCACUUCGAAACUCCUCCUGUUCAGUGGUCACCUUACGGUUGCCAUUAUUAUCCUGAUCCAAAAUAUUUCCCUAAACCUAAGCUAAGUUCCCUACCCACCGAACCAUUGAAGAAAGGCGAACAGUAUUAUUUGGACUUAGCUGGUAAUAUAAAGAAGGGUCCAAUUGGAGCAGGAUACACUUGUUAUUGUGCACCGUUCUUUAAGCACAUGGAAGACAAACUUAAUGGAGAUAAAAAAGACUUAAAGAAACACAUAGAUCGAGCGCAUGAGAGGCUAGACCAAAAAGUCACAGAUUUGGAAAUGAAGACACAGGGACAGAUAUCUGAAUUAACUCGUUUCGUAGCAGCAGAAAGAGCUAUGUGCAAAGAAAGGCAUAAACAUUUAGAGCAAUGGUUAACCCGAGGUAUGAUGUUCCGAGCAUCAGAAAGAGUAAAGAAAUUAGACUUUAGUCCAAAGGGAUCGUUAGACAUACCACCGAUAAAAAGGACAAGAAGCUUAGAACUCUUAGAUGCAAAUGCAGAAUGGGGUACAGUUAAUCAUUUAAUUAAAAACUUCAACGACGGCUCAGACCGUUACGAUUGCCAUACCAAAGAUAUGGAUUGUAAAGCCACGUCGAAAAGCACUGAAGGUUUAGAUAGAUCACCUCGCAGCCCAAGGCGAAAACAUAUUCUUAAGAAUUCAAGAAGCAGUGAUCAUUUAGAUGCUGGACCUAGCAGAUGUUCCCGAUCACCUCUAAGUGUAGCGCCUCAUAUGACUUGUAUUACCGACUCGACACAUAAUGUAACAGCAGAAAUACACGUUAAGUCAAAUAAAGUAUCAGUAUCUCAAUCACCUGCAUCAAAUGAUGGAGCAAGUGUAAGUGAUAGAGAGAGAUAUGUAUCACCAGGUCUACAAUCUCAACCAUUAUCACCAAACAGUAUGAAGUCUCCCGUUACACAAACAGAUGAUGUUGAAACUGAACAUAAAAGUCAGUAUGAAAGUUCCCAAAACGUGCCUGCGUGGAAGAGUCAAGUGCUACAAAGAACUGCAGAUGAUAUACGAAAGAGAGUUAUGUUAGAAAAAGAAAUGGCAGAUGUAUUAAAUAGAAAUUCACAAUCAUUAGAUAUAUCACAGGACGGGUACGUUAGAUUAACUAAGCCUGUGAAUCAACAAGAAAGCAAUAUUGAAAGGGAGCCAAGAAAAUCAGUACAAGAAUUAGUAGCGCAAGUGGAACACCAUCAGAGGUGUACAUCGCCUGAACGUUUGCCAUUAUCUAUAAAAGUACCUGAAAGAGAACAAGCAAUGCCGAGUAAACGACAACCGAUACAGCCAAUAUUGAAGAUGCCACAACAGCCGCAGCGGCCCGCUCCCGUUCUGAAGGAAAAACCACCGAAAACCAAACGAUUUAGCCUACAUAACCUCAUACCGUUCCCAACGAGAAAAGCAUUUCAAAGUCCACCUAAGGAAAACGGUAAUAACUCUGAAAGUAGUGAUGAAGAAGAUAAUCCCAUAAGGACUACUAAUCAACCCGGCCCUAUGCGCAAUACAAAUCUGCUUCAAACUUUGCCUCUUCCAAACUAUGAAACGAUGUCCACUAAAUCGCAAUCACCCGCCCCGCAAGUCCAGUCCUAUCCGCACGACGUACGCAUGAUUCCCAAAGAUGCUUACUUCCACGAAAUACCCAAUAGACAAGUUCACCAUCAAAUGCCAUACAGAGAUAUGAUCGACAACGGUCUGCCCAUGCCACAGUAUAAUUGUCAAAAUCAAUACGAUUAUAACGAGCCAGGGCUACCUCAAGCGCAACCGCAAAGUCGAAGCCGAAACCCUAUAUACCACCAUCAAACAGGAGUUUUUAACGCUAUGAUGCAGGACCACAUCAUCCGUGAAAUAGAGCGAAUACCUCAUUGUUACAGCGAGCAUUUGGACCAAAAUACAGAGGUAGAAAUAGCUAAUCAAAACGAGCACUUUCGAGGUUACUACGAUAACCGUCCACCAAUGUAUCCCAACUUCGGAAGAAACCCCCACGGAUUGAGAAGGCCAGACCACAAUUUACUACACAGCAGACUACAGUCUCUCGCCAUAAACACGCAUUUAACAGAAACACAAAGCCAAACAGACAGAGAGUCGCAUAAUGACUCCGGUUACAGUACAAAAGUUUAUGGCAGUUCGCAGGGCCCGUCACCGAGUCUGUCUGGUCACGUAGAAGAUAAUCUCUCUGGACAAAGAGUGAAUGUUAUGAACGGUAAAGAUGGACAGAUUGGCGCCUCAAGCCUUGUGUAGAAUACGCUUCUAAAUAAGAAUUCGAAAUCUAUUUGUAUAAUCCCAGUUAUAGUUAUGUAUUCUACAUUUUAUACGCACUUUUUAUAUUAUGCGGCCGAGCUUUCCUUAUAAAUAAAAUGGUUAGUGUGAGAAAAUUUUCUCCUAACGGGAUUUUAAAAUUAUUUUAAAAACCUGUAUGUCACAUUUUGUUAUUUAUGUACAUGUAAGCUAUCAUGAGUCACUAUUUUUGUAUAAUUUUGAUAACCAAAAUUGAAUUGUGGAUUUGAGAUGAGAAAACAUUACAUACCUACUUCUAAAAGCAAUUUUUUUAAUGGAGUAAUACUUCUGUAAUCCUGCAAGUAAAGUGAAUAAAGAAGUCUUCGAAUUUAGCCACCAGCAUUUUCUUAACUUUAAGUGACACUAUAAGAAAAAUUUGGAAUAUUAUUGAGAGAUUUUAAAUCAUAUUAACUGGCGUAAAUACGCACUCACUUUAGACUUAUAUCACGGGCACCAACACAAAUACAUAAAUAGGCAUGUCUGGUCAAAGUAAAUACUUUAUACUUAUUUAUACUCGAGUUUGUAUAAAAAUAAUUAAAAAAAUGUGUGUGUACUAGUGUACACACGUAAGAAGUGAAACUUCUUUAUGACUUUAU
Colias croceus (clouded yellow) is the source of this 3845-nucleotide messenger RNA. RefSeq lists its product as uncharacterized. Gene Ontology annotation, molecular function: protein binding. The record is from RefSeq and is a predicted model, not a curated record. The transcript is spliced from 5 exons. Bases 172 to 3213 code for a protein of 1013 amino acids. NCBI's taxonomy places the organism in Eukaryota, Metazoa, Arthropoda, Insecta, Lepidoptera, Pieridae.